UAUCUAAUCUCUGAUCAUGCGCAACGUAGUCAAAAUUACACAAUUUUAAGAUAAAGUGGUUUUGUUUUGAGAUUAUAUAUUUGGAGAUCAAGAAGAAGAAAUAUUUAAAUAGAACAGGAACAUUCCCUUAUAUUAGACAUGAGGUUGAAACCACCACAAGUACCUGAUAAUCCAAAGAAUUUUCGAUGCUGUUUCUGUUGUCACGUUCGUACUGGAACCAUUGUCCUUGGCAUAUGGCAUUUAAUGCUGCAUUUCUUGGCAUUUGCUGUCCUGGUCAGUGUGGCUUUUCAUCCAAACCUGAUUUGCAGCAGAUUUGACCAGUGGAAUGUCUCUAAUAUUGACAAGGAGAUCAAUGUGACAACAAACACAGAAGUUCCACUUUUGUACGACUCUGAUUCUACUGCCCAGCUCCCAGAACUUCCAGACUUCAGUGCUGGACCUGCUGCUGAGUUUUUCAAAGUCAAACGUUGGGACCCACAGGAGGUCUUUGUUGCUCUGGCUGUUACAUUCUGCACUGGUGUUAUAACUUUCCUCCUUGUGUAUGGAGCAGUAAGGGCAAAGCCCAGCUACCUUAUCCCUUUCUUUUGUCUCCAAAUCCUUGACUUGAUGAUAUCUGCCCUUACCAUGGUUGGCUACUUUGCAUACUUACCAAACAUCCGAGAUAACAUCGAGAACAUGAAAGACUUGCCCUUCCAGCAGGAGUUGCUGCAAUUAGACCCCCAGCUGUUGUGUGCCCUCGUUGUGGGUAUCUUCAUGGUGUACCUGGUGGUGAAGGCUUACCUGAUGGCAGUUGUGUGGGCGUGCUAUAGGUACUUGCGAAUGAUGACUUGUCGACGUCAGGUGGAGAUACAUCCAGACACUGAUGGAGAGGUGUUGCUUCCUCCAGACUAUGAAACAGCUUCCAAGCAGCUUCCUAACCUACCCGUUUACUCCCCUUCACUUCCUCCUCCCUCUUACACUGAAGCUACCACUGCUGCUAAUACUUCUGUUGUCAUCACUGACAACAGCAAUGUGUAGCUCUCCACUAAGCUGGGACUUCAGAAUCUGCCCUGAUGGUUUGAAUUUGACUUUUGUUUUUCUUGUAUUCUAUUAACGAGUGUUUAUUAUACAUACUUACACAGUACAGGUUACCUGUGUGCAUAGUAGACAGUUAAAACUGUACUGACUUACUAAACUUCAAUAUUAUAUAAGUAUUAUAUGUCACAAAAAAUAUACAAGUUUAAUUUGUUCAAGAUGUUAGAAAAACAUGUAGGUUCAGAAAGUCUUGAUAGAAAUGAACAAAAAAACCUUAUAACCCGAGCUCUUUCAAAAGCACUCGGGUUAUAAGGCUUUUAUUAAUUUCUAUCAAGUUUAAUUUGUGUGAGCUAUUUACAACUUCCAUGAAUCAAUAAAGGUCUGAUGAACAGAGAAAUAGAAAGUAGCACAUUAAAAAAAUGUAGUGUUUUCUUGCUAUUGUCAGUCUGCCUUCUUUAGUACAAGUGUGUGAAAAUUGUUUAAUGUUUUCAUAAGUGGAAUAUUUAUAAUGUGCUAUACUUUGCAAAGUUCGUUAUUAUGAAACACAAUUAAAUCUUGCAGAUAGCAUAUUCAAUGUUUUAGUUGUAUUUAGGAAAAACAGGCCUUUAAUAGAUUGAACAGCUCUGGUAUACAUCUACAGUACUUCCUAGGAGUGAACCCUCAUCAUUUCUUUUAUGGUUUAGAAUCGAGAAAACAAAAUCUGUAUAUUGAAUUAAUGAUACUGAAUAGAAUUGGAACUGUUAUUUAUUACUUAGGUAACCAUAUUUAUAAUUUCCAAUAAAAUGAUGUCUAGUAAGUUUGGAUUUUACGUUGAAAUUGUGAGGAUGUUACAUGAAAAUUUAUAGAGGUUUUGUGAUUCUUUAUGAGCUACACUUACUAAUUAACUUAGAAGACUAAAGGUUAUUUAUAAACAUUAUAUCAGCUUAAGUCUCGGUAGGUUUUUAUUUUCUGGCAUGUAGUAUGAAACAUGUAAAAGUCAUGCAGGCUACAUAUCUGUUCUGAUCAUCUUUACACAAGUCAAUAAAAAAUAUAUUUAUAGUUUACUGAGUCAGUUUUCUUAAAGCUAGAACAUGCUCUGUACAUGCUUAUAGGCUUUACUUGAGGGGGUGUUUAAUGUAAAACAUGUUUAUAUACUUUACUUGAGGGGGGUGUUUAAUGUCAAACAUGUUUAUAUACUUUACUUGAGGGGGUGUUUAAUGUAAAACAUGUUUAUAUACUUUACUUGAGGGGGGUGUUUAAUGUAAAACAUGUUUAUAUACUUUACUUGAGGGGGAUGUUUAAUGUCAAACAUGUUUAUAUACUUGAGGGGGGUGUUUAAUGUAAAAUAUUGUUAAGGGAAUUAUAGUUUGGCAUUUGUCACAGGCUUUUUUGUUUAAUGUAAAACAUGUUUUAUGCUACAGAUUUGAUGCAAGUAUUCUAUUAAUUCUUCUUACUUUCAGUUGUUUUGUUUUUAACCUUUGAUCAAAGCAAGUUACCUACAUAGAAUGUGACCCACUCAUGAAUAGUUGAUAUACUGUACUUGCAUAUGAUAAUAAAAAUGUAUUGUAUCAUCAGUUGUCACUAUUAGCAGUAUUUUUUGAAAUCAAAAUACUUGUUAUGAGUAAAAUAUUUGUAAUUCAAUAGCUGAGUAUAAUAGAGUGGUGCCAUUACUAAAACUUGUAUACCAGGUUUCUUUACCAGAUGCGACUAAAUACGGAGGUUAACUAGAAACCAGAGAAAUCUGUAGUGUGUACUCAACUAUUUGGAUAAGAGUGUAAAGAUAUUUUCCCCCCUUUAAGUUUGAGCAGAUUAUACCAUAUUUGAUAUAUUAUUUGUAAAAAACCAAAAAACAAAUGUUUUAUAAAAAUAUAUUGUAGUUGUUGUUUUAGGUUCUGUGGGAAGUUUUUGUUUUCGUUACAACUGAAGUUUUUUUUUGUAUAGAAAAUACUUUUUUUUUCUCCCCAUUAUCUAAUACUUGUUCGUAUGUUAGGUAGUGAAAAUAUUUUUACAAAAUAAACGUGCUAGUUGACUAUACGCUUCUCCUUUUCAUUUGAUUGUUUUUUUUUUACACAAAACAUGGAUACUGUUAUUUUAUUGAACUUGAAUGGUUGAGUCACAAAAGGAUGUGUAAUGUAUUAUUUAUUUUUUAAACUUAAUACAACAGUUUUGAAAGUGUGGAAAUUAAUUAUUAUUUUCUGUGAAACUUAACUAAGAACCAGCGAAGUAAUCUACACAAGAUUUCAUUAAAUGUAUUAACCGAGCAUACAAAUAUAUAUUGUGAAAAGUAUUCAUUUUUACUUGGAUGGUGAAAAUAGCACCAAGCUAUAUCAAUAAUUGCUUUAACUUUCUUUCUACAUAUCUGUAAGAAGAAAAAGGUUGUCUGUAGAUCUUGUAGUUUACUUCUGGAGGUUAAGGUUACCGGAUUCUUCUUUUUUGAACUGAUAGCACAGUUUAAAUGGGUGUUCUGUUUCUGGGAAGUGUUUGUCAUUAUGAUAGAUUAUAGCCACUGUAAAUAACGCACAUGCUUUAAGUGUAAAGUUUGUAGUAGUUAAGAAUUUAUGAGUUGUUUAAUACAUAUAUAUAUUUUUUUUGUUGUUGUGGUAUUUUUUCUCUUGCAUUAAAUGUUUACAUAUUAUUCCCACAUUUAGAAAAUAUCUUGUUUCCAGAUUGAUCGAAAUUUUUGUAACUUUGACUUAACUGAGACAAAGAAAGGAGCAACUAAGUGCUCACUAGUAGUGUAUAAGAUGUGUUAUAUGAAGUUCAAAACUUUUAUGUAUUAUUGAAAGCAUUUCUCAAUAAAUGUUUUUGUCUUUC
Limulus polyphemus (Atlantic horseshoe crab) is the source of this 3807-nucleotide messenger RNA. RefSeq names its product lysosomal-associated transmembrane protein 4A-like. The coding region runs from base 139 to 1017 and encodes 292 amino acids. Gene Ontology annotation, cellular component: lysosomal membrane. NCBI's taxonomy places the organism in Eukaryota, Metazoa, Arthropoda, Merostomata, Xiphosura, Limulidae. The transcript is spliced from 7 exons. The record is from RefSeq and is a predicted model, not a curated record.